Mytilus trossulus (common blue mussel) is the source of this 1887-nucleotide messenger RNA. RefSeq lists its product as uncharacterized. Lineage: Eukaryota; Metazoa; Mollusca; Bivalvia; Mytilida; Mytilidae. The transcript has 3 exons. The coding region runs from base 1 to 1887 and encodes 628 amino acids. The record is from RefSeq and is a predicted model, not a curated record.
AUGGCUACACAGGAUGUAGAAGUUCAGAUGACAAAAUCGGAAACAGAAACAUCAGUGGUGUCAACAUGUGAAACCGAAAUACUACCGAAAAGAAAAAGUACAAUAGCAAUAAGGACACCAUCGCCUUGCAAUUCAUUCGCUUCGUUAAAACCACCAGGGCGAUCGCCCCGACCAUCGAUGAACUGGGGAACAUUUGGGGACCAAGAUGAAUAUUUUUCUAAGGACACUACAAAAAGUUCCACUGAUAGUGACACAAGUGAUCUCGACUCAGAUGACGACCAAGAAGAUGUCGAUAUUCCCAGAUUCAGGAAAAAAAGUUCAUGGAUUCCUAAACCCAGUAAAUGUGCUACUUUAGAACAUAUUAUUGACAAAAUUAAAUCCGACGUAACACAUCUGUCCACUGCUACUUCCCAAACAUUCAACAAUUUAUCUUCUGAAGAAAACGAAGCUGUGCGGUUACUUAAAAAUAGAGACGACAUUAUAAUAAAACCAGCAGAUAAAGGGAGCGCUGUUGUCGUCAUGGACAGAUGUGACUACAUUCAAGAGGCAGAACGUCAACUCUCUGAUGAGAGAUUUUAUAAGAAAUUAGACUCUGACCCCACCCCUCAAUUUAACAAAGAUAUUACCACAAACUUGAAAAACAUGUGUGAACAGGGACAUAUUGAUGAAAACACAUUUAAAUAUCUAAAACCUGAAAAAUCAAAGCCGGGGCGUUUCUAUCUUCUGCCCAAAAUACAUAAAGUCAAUAAUCCAGGUAGACCAAUUGUUUCCGCCAAUGACCACCCUACAGAAAAAAUAUCAGAAUUUAUUGACUUUCAUCUCAGACCACAUGUAGAAAAUUUACCAUCAUAUAUACAAGACACAACACAUUAUAUUAAAAAAAUGGAAUCUUUGAACCCUCUCCCACCUGAAACGAUCCUUGUCUCGCUUGAUUUUACCUCCCUCUUUACGAACAUCCCCCAUGACGAUGGUAUUGAAGCCUGUAGGGAAGUCUGGAACUCUCGUAACACCUUACAUCCACCAACUGAAUGUCUCAUCCAGCUCCUCACUUUGGUAUUGAAAUGCAAUAACUUUACAUUCAAUGGUGAACACUUUCUCCAAGUUAAUGGAACAGCAAUGGGAACAAAGAUGGCCCCGUCUUAUGCCAAUAUUUUUAUGGGGAAAUUAGAACAGAGAAUUCUGAAUUCUUUUCUUUAUCAACCCCUCUCUUGGUUCCGAUUUAUUGACGAUAUUGAAAUGAAGUGGGAUAAUACUGAACAAGAACUAAAUUUGUUUAUUCAACAUGCCAACGAUGCCCAUCCCUCAAUAAAAUUCAUAUAUGAAAUAUCUGACUCUAAGAUCACAUUUCUUGACACUACAACGCAAUUGAGGGAUGGAAACAUAUUUACAGAUUUGUAUUGCAAGCCCACAGACAAACAUCAAUAUCUGUCUCCUUUAAGUUGUCAUCCUAAACAUUGCACCAAGAGCAUUCCCUACAGCCAGGCCAUACGCAUAAACAGAAUUUGCUCCACCAACGAUGUUGCCAAAAAACGACUACAAGAACUUCGCGGUCACCUAAAACAUCGGGGCUACAAAAGGAAAGACAUUGAUAAAGGUUUUUCUCGUGCUAGCAACAUCAGCCGAGAUGAACUUUUACAAUAUAAAGUCAAAAAGUGUAAAUGUGGUAAACAGUAUGUUGGCGAUUCAGAACAGCCGUUUCACAAACGAAUGAACGGUCAUCGUAGCGACUACCAAUGCAAACCAGACCUCCCUCUUAGUCGACAUUUGAGAUCCCCUGGCCACACUAAGGCAGAUCUCAAUCGAUUGACCAUUACUAUCAUUGACCACAUCUCUGCUUGGUCUAGGGAGGAUAGACUUACUCGGGAAAGAUUCUGGAUAAGAAAAUAA